Messenger RNA from Acanthoscelides obtectus, 300 nucleotides. Lineage: Eukaryota; Metazoa; Arthropoda; Insecta; Coleoptera; Chrysomelidae. The record is from the annotation of a GenBank genome assembly.
UCGAAGUAUUUCUCCAUCUGCAGAUUCGGAGACGUUUCGAUACUUAGGGUGAUGUUAAAGAUGAUAGAAUGUGGCCUGGCACGUAUACAGUCCUUAACAACAAAGCUUGGGAUAAGAUUAACACCUGAUGUUAACUUAUUAUUUAGUUUCCAAGACGCUUCUGCAAAGACAUCAGCCUGUUGGAAAACCGAGGCAACUCUAAAUUGAGAUUGCUUACAUCAGACAGUUGGUAAACAGUAGAGAAAUAGCUGGCAAAUUCAUUUACAAUUUCUUGUGGACAUUUAUUGAAAUAAAGCUUUG